AUGGACACCUCAUCCUCAGCCGGAAGCUCUAGACGAACCACAAGAAAACACCCUACCUUUCAUGGGAUACGUGAACGGAACGAGAAGUGGGUGGUUGAGAUCCGAGAACCAGGUACAAACUCUCGUAUAUGGGUUGGAACAUAUCCGACAGCAGAGAUGGCUGCAAUAGCUUAUGAUGUAGUGGCUUUGGCACUCAAGGGUGGUGAUGCAACUUUGAAUUUUCCAAAUUUUCUUGGAUCAUAUCAAGUGCCAGAGUCCUCAGACCCUGAAUUGAUAAAGAGUGCGGCAAGGGAAGCGGCGACAUCUUUGAAGUUGUUUAGGGAAGCAGAAGAUAAUCAAAAGGAACAAAGUGGUGGCAACGAGGAAGGGCCUAAGAAUUAUGAGUUUGUGGAUGAAGAAGAAAUUUUUAAUAUGUCGGAUCUAGCGAGGCAUAUGGCGGAGGGAUUGCAGAUAAGCCCACCCUCACAGCCGAAAUUCGUUGACUCGUCGCCGGAGAACUCUUCCGGUCAUGACAACUUAUGGUCUUAUUAA
Messenger RNA from Lactuca virosa, 531 nucleotides. The record is from the annotation of a GenBank genome assembly. NCBI's taxonomy places the organism in Eukaryota, Viridiplantae, Streptophyta, Magnoliopsida, Asterales, Asteraceae.